Planococcus citri (citrus mealybug) is the source of this 962-nucleotide messenger RNA. RefSeq lists its product as uncharacterized. The record is from RefSeq and is a predicted model, not a curated record. Gene Ontology annotation, molecular function: odorant binding. The transcript has 7 exons. Bases 211 to 819 code for a protein of 202 amino acids. NCBI's taxonomy places the organism in Eukaryota, Metazoa, Arthropoda, Insecta, Hemiptera, Pseudococcidae.
UUUGGUCAACCAAUAGGUAUAUUACAUUGGUACUUCGGUGAUACACGUGUCAAUGAUAGUUUUAUAUACGAGCACUUUGUUCUAUGUUCAUAAUAAUUCACGUUAACAAAUUUUUGAAUUAAAAGUUAUAAUUUUUAAAUAAUCGCUUGGUAUUUAAGCUGUUACUUAAUCACAAAUUUAUUUUUUUAGAGAAACACUUAUCUACCUACCAUGAAAUCAUUUGUGUUCGCUGCGGUGUUCAGUUCAGCUUUAGUACUUGUGGUGGGAAUUUCGGAGCUGGAAGAAAUUCAUAAAAAAGUAGAACAAAGAGAAGAAGAUGUUGCCAAAUAUUGUAAUACACUUUUUCCAGUCAAUGAAGAUAUGCAUUUAAAAGUAGCAAGAGUCGCCGUCCAAGGAGAAACCGUUCCAGAGAAUUUCCAUAAUCUAGAAUCGUGUAAUCUGAACUGCUAUCUGGUGAAACUCGGAUUCUUUGGUGCUGACGGUACGCUGCAAGUUCGCAAAAUUUACAAGUUCUUGCUUGAAGAACUUCCUGAAUUUCAACCUAACAGGCAAUUUCUUUUAAUUCACCUAUUCCAAACUUACCGAAUGACCAAAGAUUUGGAAGACGAAUGUGAGAAGGCUUACGUAGCAUAUUAUCGAUUUUCGGAAGCUGUAAUGAUAGCUACUUUGGAUGCUGAUUUUCACGCGGAAGCCACCGCCAUAGAAACAGUUCUGAACGAAGUUACGGAUGGCAAAGAAACACCUGAAGAAUUAGAGAUUUCCGUGAAAAAAUCAUUAAAAAAUACAGAGUUAUUCUUCGAUCUUACAAUUUUAAAAUGAGAAAUUUCAAUGCUGUGCUCAUCAAAGACAUUCUUUACAAAUAUCUCAUCGUGAUCAAAUCAUAUUGGUACAUUACAACCUAAUUUAAGAAGUUGUGUACCUACUUCAUAGAAUCUAGCUUCCAUAUUCAAUUGCAAAACUAA